AUGGAGCAUAUCGUUUUAAGGACCGAUUCUAUCGCGAGCGAAGAGAAGGCCGGAGGGAGCGGUAGCUCAGGGCCGGGAGUACAUUUCAGCGUCCUCAGUGCCCUGGGAGUCCAAUUCUCAGUGACGGGCGCUCCGCUGACCUUGGGGACUUACCUGUCAUUAACAAUCGGGGUAGGAGGCUCUCCGGCAUACUUCUGGGGAUUUAUUAUGGUCGGAUUCUUCCAACUUGCGGUUGGACUAGCCGUGUCAGAACUGGCGUCGGCCAUCCCUCACACCUCCGGUUGGCCCACUCCGCUGCAUACAGCCCUGAAGACACCACAGCUAAUGGAACGUGCUGCUCUAGGUCCGGCCCAUUGGGUUGUUGCCCUUGCUCCUCCUCAGUAUCGCCGCGGAGUGGGAUACACCAUGGGCUGGCUCUUAAAUUGCGCCUGGUUUUGCAUAACCUCCGCCUCGUGCCUCUACCCGGCCCAACUGACCCUCGCCCUUGUCCAAGCUAAUCACCCCGACUUCAAUUCGGCCUCAUAUCAUGUCUACCUGCUGUAUAUUUUCUUUGCUCUGGUGUUCCUCAUAUUAAAUCUGCCGAUUGCUCUGAAAUCCCUGGCCUACAUACUCAGCGCGGCCGUGUUUCUGUUCAACGGAUCGGCCAUCUACAUCCUCAUCAUCCUGCUGGCUCGGGCGACGCCCAAACAAUCCGCAAAUGUGGUCUUCGUUGAGUUCGUAAAUGAAACGGGGUGGAGCUCAGACGGUUGGGUCUUUUUUAUCGGUCUCUUGCCAGCUGUCGCUAUCCUGGGGGUCUUUGAUUCGGCCACCCAUCUCACAAAUGAGCUGGAAAACCCCUCGAAACAGGUCCCCGUCGUACUCCUCGGCUCGCUGGGACUCAGCAUCACUGUGGGAGUCCCCAUGAUUUUGGUGUACCAAUUUUGCAAUACGGACCCCGCCAGCAUGCUUGAACCGGUGGGUGGCCAGCCUCUUGUGCAACUCCUCCUCAACGCUACAUCUUCGCUCGCCCUCACCAACGUGGGCAUUUCCCUUGUUAUCCUCUGCUUCUGUCUCGCUGGUACUUCCGCACUGGUCAGCUGGUCGAGGCUGUACUGGUCUUUCUCUCGAGAAGGCGCUUUACCCUUCUCCGGGAGGAUGAGUAAGUUGACUUCCCAAGACGGCGUCCCAUUGAACGCUUUACUGUGGAAUACACUGCUGUGCCUUGCCCUCGGAACAGUCAGCAUUGGCUCUACCACCGCCAUGAAUGCACUGUUUGGUGCGUCGGGGCUUUGCAGCUCGAUGUCGCUGAUCGGAGCGAUGGGGCUGGCCUUGUGGAACGGUCGUGACUGUCUUGACAAUAAUCGAUGGUUGAAUCUGGGUCGAUGGGGCAAUGCUAUAUUUUGGGUGGCGCUGGUAUGGACCGUGUUUAUGUGUGUCGCUAUCUCGAUGCCACUGUAUCGGCCUGUCACACCGUCGACGAUGAACUGGGCAUCGGUGGUUUUCCUGGGCUUCGUGUUUGUGUCUGGGGUUUAUUGGGUGUGUGUCUUUUCGAGGGCGAAGCGUCCGCAGCAUACUGAGGUGGUUCCUAUUGAUGCUACCGACAAAGCUUAA
Molecule: messenger RNA, 1590 nt
Organism: Aspergillus luchuensis
Lineage: Eukaryota; Fungi; Ascomycota; Eurotiomycetes; Eurotiales; Aspergillaceae
Exons: 1
Coding region: 1-1590 (529 amino acids)
Biological process (GO): transmembrane transport
Cellular component (GO): membrane
Molecular function (GO): transmembrane transporter activity
Source: RefSeq, a predicted model, not a curated record